Molecule: messenger RNA, 677 nt
Organism: Cylicostephanus goldi
Lineage: Eukaryota; Metazoa; Nematoda; Chromadorea; Rhabditida; Strongylidae
Source: the annotation of a GenBank genome assembly
UGAUCGCUGAGUUCAUGAGAGGCCUUGGUGAAGGUGGCGACGGCGAAAUCGGUAUCGUCAAAGACAGCAAAUAUACCAAGGAGGCUUUUGCUGUUGUCGAAGGCGCUCGAUUCCAAAUGGAUCGCAUGAACAAAAGUGCUACAUCAUUGGAGCAAUUCACCAAAUUAGCAGAAGAUAUCAUUAACGAAUCACAGCUGACCUACGCUACCGUAUUCAACACAACUCAGUUUUUGAAGCAUUUUCAUACAGUAAGUCACAUACCUUACAAUCUCCAUCGUGUGUACGGUGGAACUUCUGUAGGAGGAGCUACCUUGGAUGCUUGGGCUCUGGAAGCGGAAGCUCAUUAUAAUGCUACCCUAGAUCGUGGUGAAUACAUCGAAAAACGACAUAAUCGAGCUGAACAGGAACACAAAAAAACCGAAGAGCUGCUGAAACGAGUGUUGGCUAACAAACUCAAUGACACAUCGUUAGAAAAUUUGCUAAAUCGAUCCGAAGAGUUUGACCAAUGGCUGGAAGACUUCAGAGCUACUAUCUAUGACAGCGCUAAGAAAGACACCACAGAAGCAGAACGUAUGAGCAAAGUGGUGGCUAUGCGGAUUGAUAGAUAUAAGGAAGUUAGCAAUGAGAUCGAGAAGUUGAGAGCAGAAGCUGAAGAAGAUCUGGCUAAGGCUAGAGAC